Neurospora tetraspora is the source of this 1542-nucleotide messenger RNA. RefSeq lists its product as uncharacterized. The coding region runs from base 370 to 1062 and encodes 230 amino acids. The transcript is spliced from 4 exons. Gene Ontology annotation, cellular component: nucleus; cytoplasm. Gene Ontology annotation, biological process: proteasome regulatory particle assembly. Lineage: Eukaryota; Fungi; Ascomycota; Sordariomycetes; Sordariales; Sordariaceae. The record is from RefSeq and is a predicted model, not a curated record. Gene Ontology annotation, molecular function: protein binding.
UUCUGCGCCUAAGCCCUGUGGCCCUUGUGGUUGCUUUUAGCGCAGGUCAUCCCUGCGACAGGUGGGAGGCGCCAUCCCAGGGAGCCCCGGCCAACAUCGUCCGAACGGGUCGACCAGGUGAAAGCUGCCGUCCCAUUGGUCACAUGGCACAAAAUGGCGGGGCCAGAGAACGAAAUGCUACCCCGCGCCGCCGCUCACCUCAUUCUCGGCCCACCCGACCGGGACACGGCCGGCAAGCAGACCGGGGCAGCAAAGCUCACUGAAGCUCAAGCUCACGCAGCAAGAGGCGACCAUCCGGCCAGGCCACCGCAACGCGUCAUUCGCUGGAGACUUAAUUCACACAGGAUUAUACAUUAAUUACCCUUCACCAUGAGCAUGAGCAAUCUCCAUGCGCCUACUGUCCCUUCGGGACCGACAUCUGCCCCUACUUCCAACGGCAAUGCUGCCCAUCUAUCCUUUGCUGAGCUCCAACGCAAGAAGGAUGCUAUUGAGGGGGAGCUCAAGGCGCUCAGCGGAGUGCUUGAUUCGCACGGCGUGGACAUGAACACAAACCUCCUUACCCCCGAUGGCUUUCCCAGAUCCGAUAUCGAUGUUGCGCAAAUCCGAACAACAAGGUCGCGCAUCAUCCGUCUUCGCAACGAUUACAAGGAGUUGAUGGCCUUGAUCGAGAAGCGUCUGCAUGAGCACUUUGCCAGCAUUCAGGAUGACGAAGAGCCAGCAGCUAUCCCAACUGAUCAGUCCGCUCCGCUGCCAGAUUCGGUGCCUGAGGUUUUGGAGCAGCCAUUCGCCAAGGUUAACAGUGUCGUUGACAACAGUCCGGCGGCCACAGCAGGCCUAAAGGCCGGCGAUCUGAUCCGCAGCUUUGGUUAUGUCAACCGGUCCAACCACGACAACCUCAGGAAGGUGGCAGAGUGUGUUCAGGGUAAUGAAGGGCAAAAUAUUCUCGUCAAGGUCUCUCGGAGCACCGCAGGGACACGAGCCCAAGAGCUUCGGCUAACGCUGACUCCUCGCCGCGACUGGGGCGGUAGAGGUAUGCUUGGAUGCCAUAUCUUGCCACUAUGAAAAGGCAACGGAGGCUAGAUGAUUGCCUGGAGCUAGGCAGAGGAAGAUUGUGAUACGAAUGUAGCGUCAUUGGGCACCGAAUCCGCCCAAAUUUGUGAGGGAAGAAUCAGGAUGCACCACUGCCGCCUGAAAAUGAGGCCUCUUUGGGAAUUUGCUUUGUAAUGAAGGAACAACGGACCUGAGACUGACUGGCAUUCGAAAGACGAACCAAAAAGCCAAGACGCCAGGGGUCCUCCCUCACCGUAGUAACAAAGCCAGAACCAAAACAAAACAAACGAACUUCAGACACGGCGUAUGCGCCCACCAGAACAGAAUAGAUGAAGAGGCAAAACCUUGCUCAAGAUGAUGUGCGCAACCUGGCGAAGAUUCGACAACCAUGCUCAGCUUUGUGUGACACAAUUGAAAAUUCCAGACUGCAAGAGAAAACGAGCAAACCUGGUGACAGAACAGAAAGAAAAGAAAAAGAUGGAAAUCCCAACG